Molecule: messenger RNA, 2211 nt
Organism: Clonostachys rhizophaga
Lineage: Eukaryota; Fungi; Ascomycota; Sordariomycetes; Hypocreales; Bionectriaceae
Source: the annotation of a GenBank genome assembly
AUGGGAGCUCACGGUAUGGAUGUCCCCCCUGUCAUGGACCUCGGCUUCAGCCUGAGAGAAGGCCUAAUCGAAUCUGGACAAUUGUCGGUCAAUGCAACCGGCCCUAUAAAGGCACACACUAAAGCGGACCAAGAUGAUGAUGACGAUGAUGUGAUAUUUGACCAUUUGUGUCGAAGCAAUGGAAAGGUGAAUAAAACUGAGCCGAAACAAUACCAGUUCCUUCCCCUUUCUUCGCUGGACUUCUUAUUUAGCUUUGAAAGAACCAAAAAGAUCAUUACCAAAGCUUUUCCGGGUGAGAACCAUCAUGAUUUGUGUCAGGAAAUCUGUGGGAAGAGCUAUAAGCAUAGCAGGAUUCGAAUUCUCGCGGUGCUCUGCCAAAUGGAGCGCCCCCAACUUCUCAAAUCCUUUCUCGAACAUAAGGUGUUCGACGACUCGCUCCCAUUAGACACGCAGUUGAACAAAUUUGGAUGGAAGCAUAAAGACUUGGUUAACUGGAGAGACAAACAAUACAAGGCGAUUGCUCCAUUCUUUCAUUUGAACACCGGAAACCCGGAGCACUAUUGCCUAGAUUCGGGAAUACAACUGCCUUUUCUAUCACGUCGUGCCUUAGGCAGCGGGACUCAUGGGGCAGUUUCCGAGGUCUGCUUGCACGAGAAUCAUUAUUAUUGCGAAGAAAGCAAGGACUUCGAUCUCACAGGACCUUAUUUCUCGUUGAAGGAAUUCAGUGGUGGAAUGACAACCGAAUAUUCGAACGAGAGAAAAGGCCUAGAACGGUUUAGUGGAUCAAACUCUGGUCACCCUCAUCUCAUUCGGCUCCUGAUGUCGUAUGAAUAUGACGAUCGAUAUUUUAUGAUCUUCCCGUUGGCGAAAUACGACAUGCUUGAGUUUUGGAAAAUGGUUCCGAACAACCCUACAUCCCCAAGGUUCUUAAACUGGGUACUCACUCAGAGUUAUGGCCUCGCACAGGGACUUCAAAAAAUCCACAACCAUCAUACUAUACUAAAGAAGAAAUCAAAUAAGAAUAUGGGGCGACAUGGCGAUAUCAAGCCUCGGAACAUACUCUGCUUUGACUCGCCACGGAAAGAUGGUACUGAUGAUCGCCGGGAUGUUACUCGGUAUAGACUUGUCCUUGCCGACUUUACUUUCAUGCAGUUUCAUUCACCAUUGUCCUGCGAGCAUAGCACGGAGUCCACUAUGAGAUAUACUCACACCUACCGGCCCCCAGAAACCUAUUCGAUGCCCGGAAAUAUCUUCAGCCAACAGCAUGAUGUCUGGACAUUGGGGUGCGUCUAUCUAGAAUUUAUCACAUGGCAUCUUCUUGGAUAUGAUGCCAUUGACGAGAAAUUUUGUUUAAGGGAAAAUGGCCAAGUACGCGAGUUACAGGGUUUCCGGACCUUGCGGGAUUUUGAAGAUGCCGUCGAUGACGGUUUUGUCAAGGAUACAUUCUUCAACCUGGAUAGAAACAACAAAGCACAUCUUAAGAAGUCAGUGCCUCAGUGGUGUUCCUAUUUACGCGAAAGAAAGAACUGCUCACCCCAGCUGCAUGAUUUCAUCGACUUCAUUCAGGAGCACAUGCUAGUCGUGGAACCGAAAAAGCGCGAAAAUAUUGAUUUCACUAAAAAACUACUCGAGGAGUUGAAAAUAGUCUCGAAAGGCACUUACACCGAAGGUUCAAUUGGCGACAAAUCAACUGAGAAAGUCUUAGCCGACUGUCUACUGAACGGAAACAGAAUCUCUGAGAGAAGCAAUGACAUUCUUACCAAAGACCUCAACAUAGGAAGCGAAGGUAAUCCCACCGACAAUAAAUCCAUCGAACUUUUGAUGAUCGACCAAGAAACAUCUCUGGAGCCAUCUCCAGACAGCAGUUCGCAUAUCAUCCAAGCCAUAGAGGGAAAGAGACAUUCUGCUAAAGACUUUAAGAUGGUCCGUGAGAAUGAUUCGGCCGAUGACAAGUCUAUCGAAAAACCAGUCAUGUCUAAGGGGCUGCUUGUUCCCGGGCAACAACCCUCUCUUAACCCGUCUUCAUUUGGCAGCCUUCAUAGUACUCAAGUUGAGGAAAGCCAAAAAAGUUCUGCAGAACGUCCAACUCAGAACUUCUACAAGGAGACAAGGCGGAAUUGGGUAGUUCGAAGACUAUUUAAAUCUCAGAAAAAGGUAAAGAAGUGGUGGUUCAAGUUCAAAGAAUUUAAAGCAUCAACAGAAGGGCGGUGA